Messenger RNA from Knipowitschia caucasica, 762 nucleotides. The record is from the annotation of a GenBank genome assembly. NCBI's taxonomy places the organism in Eukaryota, Metazoa, Chordata, Actinopteri, Gobiiformes, Gobiidae.
AUGGCAGAUUCCUCCCCUUUAUCUGGUGUGAAUGUUGUCCUGGUGAUGACUUAUGGGAGUUUGGUGUUUGUGUUGUUGUUUAUCUUCGUGAAGAGGCAAAUUAUGCGUUUUGCGAUGAGAUCCCGCCGCGGACCCCACGCACCUAUAGGGCACAAUGCACCGAAGGGUCUGAAAGAGAAGAUUGACUCUGGCCUGUCCAAGGUUCAGGAGAUCCGCUUUGAACCUCGACUUCUGGCUGAAGAAGAUCACAGACUGAGGCGUCAAUCACAACUUAGUUGCUACAACUACUUGUACAGAAUGAAAGCGUUGGAUGCUAUUCGAGACUCGGGGAUUCCUAUUUUGGAGAUAAGUCGGACUGCGAGCGGGUUCACUGGACGUCACUUCAGGAGCUGGCUGCUUGAGCUCAGAAACUCUCACUCUCUCAUCAAAAGUAGCCGCAGUGCACUCAUUGAUAAACUUCUAGAAGGAUAUGACAACGCUCGGCACGGCACCGGGGUGUUUGGAGAAGCAGAGUUUCUCGAAUACCAAUAUGCCCUGAAUGAACUGGUGGAUGUUGUAAAGGCCUAUUCCAGCAGCACGAGUCUGGACCAGCAGCAUCAGUCUGCGGCCAAGGACCUGACUGGAUCUCCCGUUCGCUCCACUCCUUCCACCAUCCAGGUCACAUACCUGCCCUCCACCGGCCAGCGCAGCAAGAGACCCAAACACUUCCUGGAACUGAAAAGCUUUAAAGACAAUUACAAUACACUGGAGAGUACCCUGUGA